Molecule: messenger RNA, 2760 nt
Organism: Momordica charantia (bitter melon)
Lineage: Eukaryota; Viridiplantae; Streptophyta; Magnoliopsida; Cucurbitales; Cucurbitaceae
Product: DEAD-box ATP-dependent RNA helicase 31
Molecular function (GO): ATP binding; RNA helicase activity; nucleic acid binding
Source: RefSeq, a predicted model, not a curated record
ACCCUAAACCUCAUCUCCUUCCCUCCUCUUCCCCAAACAGCCACCCAAGCCCCCUCGCCCCUUUGAUUUUUUUCUAUCACAGGCACCACAUCCUUCCUCCACGAGCAGCGUCCGGCGUCGAGCAGUGGCGCGACUCCCCAGCGGUGGCACUCGGCGAACCAGCAGCGACGGCGCACGGCAGAUACGGCGACGCGAGCUUCAUCCACGGGCGUAUCCUCCUCCACAACAACGACGGUCGGCCCCAGAUCCGACUUUUUUCGGUUGACUCGCGGUGGACCUCUGCAGCUUCAUCGUYUCUCCCUCCGGYGAACCCAUAACAGCAGUGACGGCGACCUCACGGUGAUUUACUGYAGCGUUUUCGUGCGGCRUUCGGCGAYUUCGACGGCAACCUCGCGCACAGAUCCUUCGGCGGCCUAGACAGCAGUAUUUACGGCGGCUCAGUGCGACAGUAACGGCAUUUUCGUGGCGAGGUCCGACGUCCAACACCAGAUUGUGCCAACACUUUCUCCAUUGUUUCAGCAAGGUUCAGUGGAUUCUGCAGGCAUCCUCCGGAGCUGGAGCUGUUGCGACUAUGCCCAUUAAUCUCCUCCCUCGCCUUCCCCUUCCCGUUUCUCGUUUUCCCCUAAUGAAGCUCCAGCCCUCCCUCCGCCAAUGGCGGUUUGCAGAAUUUUAGGCGACUCAAGCGUGAAUAUGAUGACGAGGGAGACGACUUCCGCUCGCGCAGCAACGGUCGUGUUUCUCAUAGAGAAAAUGUGGAUUCUUUGAUCGGGAGGGGACGUGCGAGAGGCCUAGAUUCGAGAAAUCGACGGAUUCCAGGUCAUGAAAGUUUAGGCAGAGGUGGGAGGGAUUUUAAGAAGCAAUCACGUUUCGUAGCUGAAAGUAAAAGCGAAGAAGAUGACGACGACGACGACGACGACGACGAUAAGGGUCAGAGAAUUAGGGAUUUUCUGAGCGAUGAAGAUAGUGCCGAUGACGACGAUGAACACAAUUCUGGGCUGAGAAAAAGUAGUAGUGCCUUGUUUCCACCUGGCGAGAUGGAUCCACCACGAAAUUCCUCAGGAAGUUCUGGCUCGUAUUUGAGUGAAACUAGAUUCGAUCAGUGUUCAGUAUCACCAUUGUCAUUAAAGGGUAUCAAGGAUGCUGGAUAUGAGAAGAUGACUGUUGUACAGGAGGCUACACUUCCCCUAAUACUGAAAGGUAAGGAUGUUCUUGCUAAAGCAAAAACAGGGACUGGAAAAACUUUGGCUUUUUUGCUUCCGUCCAUUGAAGUUGUUGUGAAGUCCCCACCUCCCAGUCGUGAUCAGAAGCGGCCUCCAAUUCUUGUUCUUGUUAUAUGUCCAACCCGAGAACUUGCCACUCAGGCUUCCACAGAAGCUAAUACUCUAUUGAAGUACCACCCAACUAUUGGUGUUCAAGUUGUAAUUGGAGGUACAAGACUUGCCCUUGAACAGAAACGCAUGCAAGCAAACCCUUGCCAGAUUCUUGUUGCUACUCCUGGAAGGUUAAAAGAUCAUAUAGAGAAUACUGCUGGCUUUGCUACUAGACUCAUGGGUGUGAAGGUUCUUGUUCUCGAUGAAGCUGAUCAUUUAUUAGACAUGGGAUUUCGCAAGGACAUUGAGAGGAUUAUUGCUGCAGUUCCAAAACAAAGGCAAACCCUUUUAUUUUCCGCCACUGUUCCAGAAGAGGUCCGCCAAAUUUGUCACAUUGCCUUGAGAAGAGAUCAUGAAUUUGUCAAUACAAUUGAAGAAGGCAGUGAGGAGACACAUGCACAGGUGAGACAGAUGCAUAUAGUUGCCCCAUUGGAGAAGCAUUUUAGUCUGCUUUAUGCUAUUCUUAAAGAACAUAUUGCUGAUGACGUUGAUUACAAGGUUCUUGUGUUCUGCACAACCGCUAUGGUCACGCGAAUGGUUGCCGACCUUCUCGGUGAGCUGAACUUGAACAUCAGAGAGAUCCAUUCUAGGAAACCACAGAGUUACAGGACCAGAGUUUCUGAUGAGUUCAGAAAGUCAAAAGGGCUCAUCCUUGUAACUUCAGACGUUUCAGCACGUGGAGUCGAUUAUCCAGACGUGACCCUUGUUGUACAGGUUGGCUUACCUGCUGAUAGGGAACAAUAUAUACAUCGACUCGGUAGAACGGGACGAAAAGGCAAAGAAGGGCAAGGCAUAUUGUUGCUAGCGCCUUGGGAAGAAUUCUUUUUGUCUACAGUUAAAGAGUUGCCUAUAACGAAAGCUCCACUGCCCCUAAUUGAUCCAGAAACCAAGAAAAAGGUGGACCAUGCCCUAUCCCACGUCGAGAUGAAGAACAAAGAAGCGGCUUACCAAGCAUGGCUUGGUUACUAUAACUCAAACAAGACCGUGGGGCGGGACAAGUACAGGCUAGUCGAACUUGCCAACGAGUUCAGUCGAAGCAUGGGACUCGACAAUCCUCCUACUAUUCCCAAACUAGUACUUGGAAAGAUGGGUCUCAAGAAUAUCCCUGGUUUGCGAGUGAAAUGAUUCAGAGGAAGUUGCAACUUGCAAUAGAGAAGUAAAAGAGGAAGAAUGGUUCUUGUGCCAGAAAGUGAACGCAAGAGCCAAUUUUGUAAUUCUCUCUUUGAGAUUGAUUGUUAUGUAGGGUCAAAUUACACUUAUAAGUUUCAAAUAUAAAAUUCUUACCAGUUCAAGAAUAGAUUCUUUUAGUUUUCUGAUUGGGCCAAGUUAUUCUUGUAAAGGAGGAUCUUUAAACUUUUACCAGAAAAGAAUGAAAGUAUCAAUCAAGCUA